GUUUACAUCAUUUACACAUCGGUAACGAUACGAGGCACAUUCGGUCGACUUUCUUCUAAUAGAAGCGUAUCAAUCACUACUUAUUUGCAGAGAUGUAGCCGUUUUAUCUGUCUAACCGACCAGAGCGGUAAUAUCUUAUCGGUUUAAUGUAAUCUGUAAGCUUAAUUGUUUUACUUUUAGCAAAGUUAGUUGUGUAAUUUUUUAAUAUAUCUAUGUAGCAAAGUUAUAUGUUGUUGAGGUUUGCUUGUAAGUUUGCACAAAUUCAGCAUAGUAAAACGAUAAAAUGGGUCAUCUCAUGCGCAGCGCGCUCGUCAUCGGCCUCGGAAAAGACGACGAUGGUAAGUGGAAGAUCAAGUAGAAUGUCUCCAACUAUGUCUCGCCGACAGCCCAAUAGCGAUCGCGUCAGCUCAGCUCUGCUCACGCCGCAGCCACAUUUCGCUAUCAGUCGCAUUGGCAUGUCCCUUGACGAAGGCAGACAAUCGCAGAGGCCGUACAGAUAUGGCAUGGUGCUGCUCUGCGCCGGCGCACUGAUUAACUGGCUGGGUCUGGCUGAGGACUACGCAGAGCCUGUGCGCUACGUCGGCGUCGCGUGCAUCGUCGCCGGCGCAUUGCUCAUAUGUGCCGCCAUGUGCUGCUGGCUGCAAUCGCCGGCGAGGCAGCCGCAACACGACCGCACAUCUCCUGAUACUCAUCAAAUCGACGACCCUAUCCACGUAAUAUCAAUGCCAGAUGACGAGAGCAUGCAGCAGAAGCCGCCAGACUACGACACGGUGGCCGGCGCGCCGCCUACUUAUGACGACGCCAUCAAGCUGAACCCUGCGCGGCUGCUGCCUGCCACCAGCAGCGCGCGCCACGACCUCGUGCCGCUGCCCAUCCCCGGCCAGCUCGACGACGGCGCCCCCACCAUUCCGCACACGCAACACACCGCCAUCGCCCCCGUCCAUAGGUCGCAAGUCCCCAAGACACCGCCGCCGCCCUACAACCCCACACAUGCCAUCAGAUGAAAGCUCGGCUGGCACACUGUGUUACUUUAAAUCGACUGCUGUUUCAUGUGAUGAAUCUAGUUUGUAAUCGGACUAAAUACUAAUGUACGGAUCCACGUUACAUUUGUACAUGUUAUACAUAUCCACGCAUGAAACGAUUGAUUUUAUUUAAUUUUGUAGGAUGGAGAGAUAGAAGCGAUUGUACUUAUGUGAUAUUAUGAAAGUUGUAAUAUUUAGUUACUUAUUGUACCUAAUUGUACAUAAGAAUUGAGUUUUUGUAUAAAAUUUUUCUACUAGUGUGUAAGGUUUAUAAAUCUCUUCCAUUUGUUUGUUCCGGACACUUUUGCAGUUACAACAUGUGAAAAUAAAUGUUAAUAUUACCUACACUAUUUAGAUCAAUAGAUAUUUUCUCUAGUUACUGUAGAAGCACUGUGCCAUUCUUAUAACUUAGAUGUAUUUUCCUAUCAUUAAAGAUCAGUAGUUAUGAAAUCUUCCGACCGGUCCACGAGUGUUCAUCUCGUCGUAAUAAGUAGAUACCUAACGGUAACUGUUAUAAUAAAUCUGGUACUAUAACGUUUUAUACCUACAUAACUAAUGUAAAGUGAUAAUUUUUACUUCAAUGUGUAAGAACGCCGAAGGCGUUUAGCGAAAAAGUAAGAUAUUAGAUAUUGAUUGUUGUAACAAGAAUUCUGUAAAAUUCCGUUUAAUUUUUCGAGUCUAGUCUUCGAUUAACAGCAUCAAAUUAAUAACUGACAUAAUUAACUUCAUCGGACAUAUGUAUAUUCGUACAUAUUUUGAUUGCACAACUGGAAUUUAAUACAUAUAAUACAAUAUAAAAGUACUAUUGACCCGAACUUUGAGUUACCUAGGUGUAGAUAUUUUUAUUUGAAUAAUAAAGUAGGAAAACUUUAACUGUCAGACUGGUGGUUGACUGCUUAAAUUAUUAAAUUUACUAAAAUUUUCCUGAGUUCCUUUCAAAUUUAUGUGCAUUUUCACUUUCAUAUUGACAAUACGUGCAUGUUGACCGCAGUUGAUUUGAAGAAGACGAUUUGCAAUUUACGACUAUUACUGCGACACGUUUUGUGUGUUUUCGAUGUUGUUUACUACACCUAUAUUUUUACCUCACUUUAUCUUAUAUUUUUCGUUUUUUCACCAGUAACGUGUAGGUAUGAAUAGGAAGCGCCGCAAUCCCAUCAAAUCCCAUGAAGUUGGCCUAAAUGAAAAUUAUAGUUGAAUCAGGAAAGAAAUACCUAAGAGCUUUGUCAUAACUUAAAUAAUAAUGGGACCAAUACCUAGAAUAUUGUAAUUAUGUGUGCUUUUGCUAUCUGAUCAUUUUUAUUAAGCGUGCCUGCAAGUCUUUUAUUUAGAAUUUUACAAUGCUGAAGUUGUGCAUUUAUUAUUUGUACAUUGUACAAACUAAAGGAAAUUUAAAGUGUACAUACAAAAUAAAUGUUGUUGAAUACAUAA
Messenger RNA from Amyelois transitella, 2450 nucleotides. RefSeq lists its product as uncharacterized. The coding region runs from base 228 to 1004 and encodes 258 amino acids. NCBI's taxonomy places the organism in Eukaryota, Metazoa, Arthropoda, Insecta, Lepidoptera, Pyralidae. The transcript is spliced from 4 exons. The record is from RefSeq and is a predicted model, not a curated record.